GACAGAAAACAACAGUCAUUCACCCUGAAGGGACUGUUUUCUGACUCAGCUGCAGCUAUGGGAAGAGCAGACCUACAUUAGAAGACUUGAGAACUGAUGCAAGUUUAUCAUCAACUCUGCAGCUGACUGAAGGGUUGGACUUGUGGCAAGCAGGAAGACUACUCCUGGAGAAGCACAGCAACCGGCUUUGUUGGAGCAUAUCAAGGAGACUGUUUUACGUAUCUGCUUUACAUAUCCAGGAACUACAUCAAUGAGGACACCCGGCAUGGCGGUAUUCAAGCACGAGAAUGUUGAGGAUUUUUAUGAACUUGGAGAAGUGCUGGGAAGUGGGCAGUUUGCAAUUGUCAAGCGCUGCACAGAGAAGAGCACUGGUAAUGCAUACGCAGCAAAGUUCAUCAAGAAGCGCCUGAGUCGGGUCAGCAGACGGGGUGUGAAAAAAGAGGAGAUUGAGAGGGAAGUGGGCAUCCUGCAGCAGCUCCAGCAUCCCAACAUUGUAGAGCUCCAUGAUGUUUACGAGAACCGCACAGAUGUGGUACUUAUCCUCGAACUGGUCUCCGGAGGAGAGCUGUUUGACUUCUUGGCUCAAAAGGAGAGUCUCAGUGAGGAAGAAGCCACUCAGUUUAUCAAGCAGGUCCUAGAUGGAGUGCAGCACCUCCACUCCAAGAAGAUUGCACAUUUUGAUCUAAAGCCUGAAAAUAUAAUGCUGCUGGACAAUAAUGCCACCUUACCCCGCAUCAAAUUAAUAGACUUUGGACUGGCGCACAAAAUACAAGAUGGGGCAGAUUUCAAAAACAUUUUUGGCACACCUGAAUUUGUUGCUCCAGAGAUAGUCAACUAUGAGCCACUGGGGUUGGAGGCAGACAUGUGGAGCAUUGGGGUCAUCACAUAUAUACUUCUGAGCGGUGCAUCUCCUUUCCUUGGUGACACAAAGCAGGAAACAUUAGCAAAUAUCUCAGCGGUGGACUACAAAUUUGAUGAAGAGUUCUUCAGCAAUACCAGUGAGCUGGCCAAGAACUUUAUCAGACAGCUCCUGGAAAAGGACACGAGAAAACGGAUGACCAUACAAGAUGCAUUGAAUCAUCCUUGGAUUAAGUCCUGUGGCCACACGGAGGAGGACAGCGCUGCCCCUGAGAAGAAAGAAAAGCAGUUGAAGACAAAGCGUCUUAAAGAGUACACUAUCCAGUCGCACUCCAGUAUGUCCCAGAACAACACAUACGCCAACUUUGACCGUUUUGCCCACGUGAUGGAAGACAUUGGAUUAAUGGAGACAGGAUUGUCUGAGGUGGCAGAGGCACACCACACCCUGCAGGGUGACAUAGAAGCCCUACUCUCCAUUUACAUUGACAAGGAGGCUUGGUACAAGGAGGAGAGUGAGACCGCAAAGAAACAGCUCUCGCAAGCCUGCCUUGAAAUACAUAAAGUGGAGGCCACCAGGAGGCUGUUGCAGGAAAACAUGAAGGCGAUAGAUGUGUGUCUGGAGAGCAUCAGCAAGAGGUACAACCACAGGCAGGACAAACUGGAUGCUUUGAGACAGGAGCUCCAGGAGGUGAUGGGAUCAUUGCAUCCUGAAGGAGCCAAUGGCAGUAGCCAUAGCAGUACUUUGAGUACACAUGUAAAGCAAACACUGGAGGAGCUGCUGCAUCACACUUGUGGAGGGGAACUCAGCCCCGAGGCUGAGCAGCCGCUCACAGAGUCCGGCUAACAAACUUUUAUUGUCCUGAAAAAUCAUCAAAAAGUCAACAUUUUUCUUUUUUGUCUGACCUGCCGACAUUUCAGCAACACAAACGUCUGAAUGUAUAACUGCACUCUUUAAAUUCUCCAAAUUGUAUUUCUUUCUUUCUUUGUCUUUUUUUUUUUUCUCUUGUGUAAAAAAGAAAAAAGAGAUUUUGUAUUUUUUCUUGUGGAGUUAGAGAUAAAAGAGAAGACUCUUAUCUCAGUUACCAUGUCUGCAUGAGUAAUAGUUAGCUUAGCACAAACCCUAUGAACAGCAGUAAAGCUAGUCUGGCUCUGUCUGAAGGUUAAACAAAUAUCUGCCUACUGGGAAGAAGCCACAGAGCAGACCCAAAACAUGCUGGAGAGAUUACAUCUCUCAGCUGGUUUGGAAUAUUUGUUAUCCAUCGAAAGAUCUGGAGAAAGUUGGGGGGGGAUCUGCUUAGACUGCUGCCCCCAGCACUGACAUAUCUUUUGUUGACUUUGGACAGAGUCAAGCUGCCUGUUUUCUCUAGUAGGCCUAAGCUAAGCUGAGCUUAACUUUCUUUCUGGAUCUGGCCUGCUAUUUGUUGAUCUUAACAGCUAAUGUGUUUAAGAUACAGAACUAGUCCUUUAACGGGGAUAGCUGAUUGAUACCUUAAACUACUUUUAUUAAUUCAUUUGUUCUUUGUUGAUUAAGCAUUUAAUAGUUUUCUUUUUGGUUUAACAAGUAAUACUAAGUAAACCAAAUUUACUGUGCCAAGGCAAAAAGUCAACACACAAACAAACAACAGUUCUCUCAGUGGGAUGCAAAACAAAUUCAAAUGUUUUUUUAUUGACUGAUUAGAUUUUUUUCUAUUCUGUUCUGUCUUUAAUUUUUUUUAACUGUAUGUUUAUGUUAUUUAACAACUUAUUUAAUAAUCCAUUUGUAAAUUAUAGUAUUUUAAAAGAAAGGAUUGUUUUUAUAGAUUUAAAUGUGCGCUGUUACUGAAGGUUAAUUUAUUUAUUUCAAAAUCUUUUGUUUCUAUCUUUGAGGUGUUUUGAGCUUAGCAUAAAAACAUCUAUGAUAAGAUCUUAUUUAUUGAUAAAGUUCUCACUUCCUGACCAGUGUUUCCUUAGCAUGUGAACACUCAGCACUCUUUUGUCUUUCCUUUCAAGUGUGCGCUGACAUUUUCCACUGUUGUCAACACUGAAAUAAAUACUAAUUAUAGAUUAUGCCUCCACUUUUCAAAUUCCUGUAAUUUAUGAUGUGACAUGUCUUUAUGGUGUUGCUGGUUAUACUGUCAAAAUUAGACAAGCACAUUAGCAUAAUGCAUUGGACAAGUGUUGACAUCAGAAAUACUUCUGCUUUCUCACAUCCCACUGUGUUU
Archocentrus centrarchus (flier cichlid) is the source of this 3059-nucleotide messenger RNA. RefSeq names its product death-associated protein kinase 2b (gene dapk2b). The record is from RefSeq and is a predicted model, not a curated record. Bases 251 to 1702 code for a protein of 483 amino acids. Gene Ontology annotation, biological process: protein phosphorylation; intracellular signal transduction; positive regulation of apoptotic process. Gene Ontology annotation, cellular component: nucleus; cytoplasm. Gene Ontology annotation, molecular function: protein serine/threonine kinase activity; ATP binding. The transcript is spliced from 10 exons. Lineage: Eukaryota; Metazoa; Chordata; Actinopteri; Cichliformes; Cichlidae.